This is a messenger RNA of Elgaria multicarinata webbii, 4244 nucleotides long. It is a transcript of the gene USP43, whose product is annotated as ubiquitin specific peptidase 43. NCBI's taxonomy places the organism in Eukaryota, Metazoa, Chordata, Lepidosauria, Squamata, Anguidae. The transcript has 16 exons. Gene Ontology annotation, biological process: protein deubiquitination. Bases 1 to 3762 code for a protein of 1253 amino acids. The record is from RefSeq and is a predicted model, not a curated record. Gene Ontology annotation, molecular function: cysteine-type deubiquitinase activity.
AUGCCCACCGCCACCCCUAGCGCCCAGGCUAGAGUCUGCGAAGGUGGUCGAGCUGGGAUCCUCAAGAUCCCCAUGGAUUCACAGCCGCACACGAACAGAAGCCUCGCCCUCGCCCCGCUCGGCCGGCCCAGCCCAGCCGGCAGCCGCGGGAGGCGGGUGGAGCGCACGGGGAGGCGGAGGGCGCAGGUAGCCAAGGAGGCAGCGGCGGCGGCGGCGGCAGUUGGCGGAGGAGCGGAUCGCCGUAGCCUGGCCCCGAUGGGCGAGCUCGAGGCGCGGGAAACGCUUGGGCCCGGCGCGCAGCCCCCCCUGGGCAGGGCCCGCGGCUGCGAGCACCCCCACGCCGGGGCCGGGCGGCGGCGCAGAGCCGUGCGCGCCCUGAGCCGACUGGCCCGGCGCCUCCUGCAAACUUUGCGGGGGGCGCGGCAGCAGCGGCGGCGGCGGGAAGGCGCCGAGGCGGAGGACGACGAAGGCGGUUUUAAGCGCCGGCCGGGGCCGGGGCCGGGGCCCGAGCGCGAGCGCGGCCAAGCAGGCGGCGGCGGGGGCGCCCGGCUGUCGUUGGGCGCUCUGAGCCCACCCCCGGCGGCGGCGGCGGCGGCGGCGGCGGCCAGUUCCGGGGAUCUGCGCCCGCUCACCCCCGGCGCGCAGGGGCUCAAGAACCACGGCAACACGUGCUUCCUAAACGCCGUGGUGCAGUGCCUGAGCCAUACCGAACUGCUCGCCGCCUUCCUCCUGCUGGCAUUGCCCGAUCAGCAAGGGCCGCCCGGACUGGGAUCUGGAACUGCCUCCGGAGAGGUCACGCAACACUUGGCGGCACUAGUUCGCGCCCUCUGGACCCUGGAGUACACGCCGCAGCUCUCCGCAGACUUCAAGAAUGUCGUCUCUAAGUAUGGUGCGCAGUUCCGUGGAAACUCUCAACAUGAUGCCCUGGAAUUCCUACUGUGGCUGCUGGACCGCAUGCACGAAGACUUGUGCUCGGUAUCCCUUAAUCAGAAAGUGAAGUUGUCUGGAAAGCCUCUGCCUGGACAGGAAGAGAGCUCUGGCAGUGAGAGUGCCCAACCAGCUGUCCAGCCUCUCAAGGGCCAGAGCUUUGUGCAGAACCACUUCCAAGCACAGUACAGGUCCUCAUUGACUUGUCCUCACUGUCUAAAGCAGAGCAACACCUUUGACCCCUUUCUGUGCAUCUCGUUGCCCAUCCCCUUGCGUCAGACCAGGCCUUUGAAUGUCACUCUCGUCUUCCAGUCCAAAAGCCAGCGCUUCGUGCGUGUGGGCCUGGCUGUGCCUCUCUUCAGCACUGUGGCAAAGCUGAGGGAAAUGGUUGCGGAGGAAGGCAACAUUUCACCUGACCAGGUGAUCCUGACUGAGCUGGUCCAGUCAGGGUUCCAGUGCUCCUUCUCAGAUGAUGAGGAUCUGAACACCAUUGCAGAAGGUGACAGCAUCUAUGCUUUCCAGGCUCCGCUCUCCUUUAGCAGGGCCAGCGCUUCCCGUCUCUCAGGUUGUCCCCACAGUCUCCCAUCCUCUCCCAACUGUUCUGAGCCAGAAGGCCAGCGUUUGGCCCAUAAUGGCGCCAUUUCUUCAGAGGUGCUGCACCAUUGUGGAGGUGGCAGAGUCCUGCUGCUUGUUUGUAAUGUAGCUGGAACAGGACAGCAAGCUGUGAGGUUUGGCCCUCCACUGCUGAUGCGGGAAGACAGAGCUGUGUCAUGGGAUCAGCUGCAGCAGUGCAUCCUAGGCAAAAUGCGCUAUCUGAUGAAAAGGGAGGCCCAAGUGCAGGCUACUGGGAGUCUGUUUCAGGUGCGAGUGGUUGGUGGCUCUGCACUGUGCAGUUAUCUCUCUCGUCAGGACAGCUGGCCUCUCUACCAUCCAGCUGUGGACAGAGCACUACAGUUCAGUGGCCCUGGUGGACCCACUCAUGUGAAGCUGGUAAUCGAGUGGGAUGUGAACACCAAAGAAUGCUUGUUUGGCAACAUCCAGGAAGAAGUGGUUGAGGAUGCGGAAAGUGUGAGGCUGAAGCAACAGCUUCAUCAACAGCAGCAUAGUUGUACCCUGGACGAAUGCUUCCAGCUCUACACCAAGGAGGAACAGCUGGCCCCUGAUGAUGCCUGGCGCUGUCCUCACUGCCAGGUGCUUCAACAGGGCAUGGUAAAGCUCAGCCUAUGGACGCUACCUGAUAUCCUCGUCAUCCACCUGAAACGGUUCCGGCAGGUGGGCGAGCAGCGCCACAAGCUCUCCACGCUGGUGCACUUCCCCCUGCGUGGACUUGACAUGGCUCCCCAUGUGGCCAAGCGCAGCCGUGGCAGCAAGUGGGGCACUUGGAAACACCCCACACUGGAAGGUGGCCAGUGUAACUUCCUCUAUGACCUGUACGCCGUCUGCAAUCAUCAUGGCAGCAUGCAGGGAGGGCAUUAUACAGCUUACUGCCGCAACACCUUGGAUGGCCACUGGUACAGCUAUGAUGACAGCACCGUGGAGCCAGUCUUGGAAGAAGAAGUCAGCACACGUGGUGCCUACAUCCUCUUCUACCAGAGACGCAGUGUGGUUCCAAGCUGGUCUGGGGGAAGCUCUGUUAGAGGGUCCACCAGCUCCUCCGUCUCCGAGCACUGGCUAGCAAGGUUCAGCGGAAGCAACAAGCGAGAGAGCCUGGUGUCCCGGAGUUCUGCUAUGUGCCCAUCUCUGCCAAAAACGCCUGACUCGCCCACCCUCGCUAAUGCCAGCACCAGCCAGGAGAAAGGUGGCUUUGAGUCGCGCCCCCUGGUGCGGGGCGUCCAGGGCAGGAGCGUCAGCCUGAAAGCUUCCCCUUGUAAGGUCAAGCUGGGCAUCCCAAAGCCAAUGCCUUCGCGUUGGUCCUUCACCUCCAAAGAUUGGCCAGCAGAGCCCUCUGGGGAGCUCGUGGAAUACCUGGAGUCUGGCCGCAGACCUCGGUUCACAAAUGAGUCCAUUGUACCUCUCAUGACUAAGGAAGGGGAGGACAAUGGGCCUUCGCUCGCCAGAGCCAAGCCAAACACUUCACUAACAGGCAUGGGUACCGUUGAGAGCACCGGGAAAGAACCCACUGCCAUGGAAAACACGAGCACCCUGAAAAGGGCAGGGAAGCCAAAGGAGGAUGUAGGUGAGCAGCCACGGACACCCAAGAAACUGGUGCUUUCUCUCGGCACAGUACCUCCAAUAAAGGACGAGGAACCCAAGGGCAAAGCAAACGUCAAUGGGACCUUGCGCACUGGAACAAACCUCCCUCCAUCCAGUUCUCAACCUAAAAGCAGGGGUGUCCAGGACCCAAAGGUCAUGCCCUGUGUUGCAGUGAGGGAGCCUGAGGGUGAGAGGCAGCCAGAGGGAAAGCUGGCUGUCUUCAGAGUUGGCUUCCUACGGCGGGACCCCAAGCGGCACAGUGAGUCUGAUAGGCACGGCGUCAUGCCACCCGCCAUAGCGUCCUCCCGGGCAUCUCUCUCCAAUGGAACACUGAGUUCUAUCACUGAGAGCAGGGCAAACAGUGCCUUGGGCCGCAGCUCCACAGAAGGGCUGCCCAAUGGGAGGAUCUGCCGUUCUGAAUUGGACAUCAAGCGUGCUCAGAGCUCCUGCAGCAACAAGGGACGGAGUGACUGGUUGCUGAACAGAUCAACUUCCCUCUCCAAGGCACACAACAGUGUGUCCUUGCAGGGUUGCACGCCACCACUAGCUCUAGAGGGGGUUUCUUGUGGCACAUUUCAGCGGGCAAGGUAUCACACAGCCUCCCUGGGCAGAAGAAUAGCUGUACCAGAAUCCAGCUUCUGAACUAGUCUUUGGUUCCACCUGGAAAUAUGGAAAGAAUGCCAACCCUUGGUGCUUGUAAGGUCUCAGGGCCUUUGGAUAAGAUCUGUUGAUUGCUGAAAAGCUUGGCUGGUGCUUGCUUUACAAAGGUUUUUCUUUCAAUCAGCAGUUAUCAAACCCAAGACAUGCCACGUGGCGCCAUUGCCUCGUCUGGGAAAGAAGAUGCAACAGUGACCUUGUGGACCAUGGGAUUAGAAUGGGGGCGGGGGGAAGAGAGAGAUCAGAUGGGAGAGUAUUAGACUUAAAGUAUUUAUUCUACAGAGAGAUAGUUUAACUGAUACUGAUGUGAGAGGAUGUGCUGUUCUGUGGCAGCGGUUAUUUUGGUACCAGGUUGUGGGGAGGGAAAUAACAGGGGAGAAUCUAAACAUUGCUCUAUGCAAUAAUCCCAGCUUUUCUAUUUUCUGCAGACCUUUCAGUUUUACAGAUCUAUUUGUUAUUAAAAAUGU